AGAGGGGAGGGAGAGAGAGAGAAUUUAAAUUGGCGCGAGUUUGAAAGCAUCAUUUCGUCGCUGCACUUCUGCAUACCAACGAGAGAGGAUGGUUUCAUGGUGCGCGGUUAUGUCGAAGUGAAAAGAAGUGAAGCGUCUUCGAUGAGGUCUAGCAAAGGCGAAUAAAAGCGAAUGCGAAAGUUCACGACACACGUUGGUAACAAUGCGACAUGAAUGUUUGGCGUUUGUUGUCGUUGUUGAGGCGCAAUAGACGCGUUCGAAGCUCCAAGCUAUGAGUGCCUUGAUGUGAUUUUUUGGAAAUUACGAGGCAGUCCAACGGAAGCCAUGGAAGCGUUAUUGCCCUCCGAAGUAGCGCGUUUAGUUCUUGGUUACUUGGAGGAUCAGAAGUGUACUGAAGCAGCGAAAAUGUUUUUGGAAACAUCUCCUCAUUUGCAGGAAUGUCGCAUGGUACUUUCUCUUGGAAAGAGAUUCAGUACCAAAGUCAGUGGGGUAACAUUAAUGGACAUUAUUGAAAAGUUUUCUGCCAUUAGCACUAUGAUUCAAGAGCGGCUGAACAAGGCCACGGACUGCGAGCAACUGAAGCACUGUGGAGACUUAAUAGAGCAGCUCAAGUUUCUCGUCGAGGAACCACGUGGCCAGCGAUUCGUCGUAAACAUUAAUGUGCCUUCACAGAGCAGCACGCAAACGUCAAAUGGCUCUCCAAUUAUUGCAAGCAGUAUGCGCAAAAGGCGGCACAGCAAUAGCGAACGGAUGAAGCGCGCUGUUAGCAAAUCUCAAUCGAGUGGAUCGCAACAGUCGAACAUAAUGAGUCCACCAAGCUGUCACAAUCUCGAGACGACGCCAUUGGAGAGUCUACCCGGGAAUAACGAUCCACUAAAGCAAUUGGAGUGUAAUAUUGACGCGGUUGAGAAGACGGACGACAAUGUCGCACAGGAAUCUUAUAAGCCGUGUAAUUCCGAGAAUAAUAGCGGUGCUAACAACGCUGCCGUGCGUAACGGGAGCAGUAGUGCUCGAAUGAGUUUAGACGAUGUCUUGAGUGUGCCAAGCUGCGAAGUGGACGUCGAUGACAAGAGAAAGGAGGAAUGUUGUGUACCCAGUACGACGCCGAAGCAAUAUACCGCAGCCACGAGCACGGAAGAAUUGUUGACUUUCUCCAGUACAGAGGUCCAAACCAUUCCUUACGAAAUACCCGAGUCGGAGUCGGAAUCUAACGACGAGCCUAUUGAGAAUCUCAGUAUAUUAACGAAAGAAAUCUUGAAUCGUACAGACUUACAAGAGUGUAUUGCGGAGAAUAUCAACAAGGCGAUCAUUCCUACAGAACUAUCUCUCAGAGACGAGAACUUGAAUGAGUCGCUGGGCAUAGAAGGCAAUACCUCGAUUAUGGCCGAAUUGAAUAACGCCAUUAAAUCGAUCGUCGAAGCGACGGAAUCCGAUCCAGUGUUUGAGAAGUUUCUCAAUGACAUCAUCGGCCCACAUGAAACCGACACGAGUCCGGAGGAGGACGGCGAGGGCAAGCUUAGUCCGAAGUCCCUCACCGAAGUACAAGAGAAGCAACCGGAGCCGGGUUUGAGCAAUAUUAACUCACCGGAGCCGAUGACGGCAGACGUCCGAGUACCCACGGAGAGCGGAAGUACGCCGGACGUGCCUUUGAAACACAGGCUUCGCAGCUCGUCCAGGCAGCAGUACAACAGAAUCGAGGAUGAGAUCGAUAAAGCGAAGGAUCAAGAGAGGGAACAGAUUGCCUUGGAGGAUCAAAACGCCGCUGCGGUGUUGAGCAUCAUAAAUGCCAAUAUUAUCAAUGCGCCUGACGGAGACAAGAAGAUCCUCGAGGGCGCGAAAGAACCGACGGUGACGAAUAACGAUAACGGACAAGAGAACAACGUACAAGUGACGGUACCUGCGCCAACUAAAAAUGAUGCGUCUCUAAAGCCGUUGGAGCCGCCUGACGCAAAGAGCACGGAUAACGUUGCGCUGUCCGCAAGCAGCAACGUUGUGGAGCCUAAAGCGAGAAAGUCGACGGUGAAACGACCGAGACCUAGAAAGCCGAAGCACGAUUCGGCGACUAGCGGCAACGAGCAGGCGCCGAUGACGGAGCACGAAAUCAUGGCCAUGCCGACGUUGAUAGUGUGCUCGAAGGAUGAAGUAAAUAACCUUUUGAUAAAUCACACGUCGGCGUCCACCUCGCGCUUCAUUCCGAUCGCGCCGAAGGACCCGCACAGAAUCCAGAAGUCUGUUGAGACUCUUUACCUGAAAACGGUAAAUGUGGCGCACAAGAUGCCGAUAGUCAGGACACUGCCGCCGUUGACGGAGGAAACGAGUGCUUCUGCGGGCCACGCGCAGUUGCAAAACGCCAGAAUGAGCAAGCCGUUGAAGACUGCGCAGGAAAUCGACACGAGCUCGUUGUUCCGGCCACCGUUGUUCACCAAUUCGUCCGCUCAGAAGCAGAAGACUCCCAUGAAGGAUCGUCAGUCCUACAACAUCCCCAUAGCCACAAGGAGCCCGGCGCCCAAGCUCAUGGGCGGUUGGGAUAAAUGUAACGGCGUUGGCGUCAUUAUAGGUGACGUAUCUCCUCAUGGAAGUACCAGCGCGUCCUGCUCUUCGUCCGAUGACAAAAUCAUACAACCGUCCAGAACGUUAGCAGCAAGUUGGGAUGCCGAUUUGCGCAAAAGCAUCGAAUUGAACAAGCAAGAGCCGACGGAGACGAAAAGGUCCGCGAAGAGGAAGCUUUGCUCGAAAGAGAAAACCGAGGGAUUACACAAGAAAGUCAAGUACAAUUCGCGAUCAACCAAGAACAGGAACGGGAGAAAAACGUGCGAGGCGAACAAGGAACCCAUCAGUUCAACUCACGAUACAAAUAUCAACAAUCCAGAAGAGAAUCCUCGAGUGAGCAUGAAAAUUACGGUGAAAAGAAGUCAGUGUCUCGCUGACUUACCAGUGAAACCUGCAGCAGAGUCACGAAACAGCGAGCAGAAUGCGAGAAACAUCAUUAAAGCUGUUUACUUCGCUGCGAAUAAAUCUGAAAAGAUUUCGGAGUCGAGCAGUAUUUCCGAGAAAUCGGUAAAAGUGACGGAUAAUACGAUAAUAAAUACAAACGCGAGUAAAAGCGCAGUCGAAAAGAAGCCUGUGAAGAAAUAUGCGCAGCUGAAGACGAUAACGACCAAUCUGCGGAAGAAAUCCGACAGCGAGAAGAAUACAAGAAAUAUAGUGGAGGACAUCACACAGACAUCGGAGAUCUCGAGGAUUUUAUCUACGGACAAUACGCAACACAUGUUGCAAUUGCCGGACAUGAUUAACCUGGAGACACCCAGGAAAUUGGACAACACAUCCGGUCCGCCGCCAACACCGAGGGUACUGAGCCCUGGCAGUAACGUGAUUACGCCGUUUAUCAAGGCGUUCAGCGAGGACUCCAACAGGAUACGCAGCUUCAUCGCCACGCCAGAAUUUCCGAUAACCCCGUGCAUAGCUAUAAGCCCGAAAGAGGAGACGACUAGGGACAUACUAAAGAGAGGAGAAUACAGUUCUCCGUACUACAAGCCCGAGUCCGAACAAGCUCAGAAUUGCGAGAAGGUGCCUAAAUCGAAAACCGAUGAUCCGCAGGAGUCACCGAUCAUAUCUUCGUCGCACAUACAAUUGCAGUCAACGCACAACGCUCUCGCCUCUUGCAACGCUUAUCAGACAUCCACCUCGAAGCUGGAGAUUACGCAGUUCGAAGUGAUCAAGGAGAAUCUGCCGAAGGAAGAAGCCAUCAGGGAGUUGAAAAUCGCGUCCACUCCCAAGGACUCGGCGAGUGCGACGGAGGUCAAUACUCCUACCGAUAUCGAUCAUCACAUGGAUCUGAUACAGAUUAACGAGUCUAAAAGCGUGAACGAGCAUCGCGAGAUGAUUGACGAUAAUUAUGCUGCCGAUUCUCACAACGAUUCACACAAUGAUUCUGUCAAUGACGGAACCGUGGACAGCAACAGCUCAUCGUCAUCUGAUUCAUCGUCUUCCUCCUCGUCCUCUUCCUCAUCCUCUUCGUCGUCGUCUUCGUCCAGUAGCUCGAAAACGUCGGUGUCGUGUUCGCCUAACGGGAAAUAUAAUGACAAGGCGCCAAGUAAAGCGAGCGUAGAUACUAGUAGCGACUGCGCGGAGAAGAGCGUCGAUGCGCUAAAGAAUGCAAACGUAGGAGCGAACGAUGCAACUGCGAUCGCACCGUCUGACGCGUACUGCAAGAACAACGACGCUGUUUUCGUGAUCAAGAGGGACUCGUCGUCGAGGAAGGUGUUUGCGAUCGCGAAAACCGAUGAUGAAAUUGGGGCCACGCUGAAGGAGACUCCCGUCAAGGAUGAGGCACUGUUGAACGAAGUUGACAUCUCGGAAACACCCAGCAGCUCUAAAGGUGGAGUGGAGUGUUUGAUGACGAAUUUGUCGACGAAAAUAACGGCGAUUAUAACGGAAGACGAGAAACUGUCGAAAUCCAGUAAAUCGCCAAAGCGGAGAGAUAAGAUUGCUGUCAGGUCACGAUCAAAAUCGAAGCCGAGGAUAGUGAAUGUACAACGCGUCCGGUCGCCGUCGAAGAGUACCGUCGCGCUUGCAAAUUCGAUGAAAACCAGAUGUCGGUCGGAGCAUGAACAGCACGCGUGGCAAACCGACAAGCUCGCGCAAAAGCAGCAGCUCGAGGAAAAGAGGCAGCGCAUGAUCGCAAAAAUCCGAGACAACGCGAAAUCGAGCCUUCCUAGCGGAUCAAGGCACAAGCACAUUGUACGGGGAAAGAUUUCCAAUAAUCUGAAGAGAGGCACUCAGCAUAGUACAGCACGAAAUAUGCGAUCAACCGCAAAGUAUCAAGUAUCGAAGUAUACCACAAAAGUCAAUAAAAACGUUAAUAAAAGUGCUGAGAUAAAUGCACAAAAGGAACAUAAAUUGCAGGAUCUCGCAAAUGAACAGAACCCGGUUAUCACAUCAGAGAACACUGAUCCCAGCUCAAUGAAUCAUGAAAACAAUAAUGGCAAAUCGCUCGAAGAUCAUGCAACGAAACAAUCGCACAAGAACACCUGCGACAUAAAAAAUAAUUUAAUUGAGAAUAACGAGGAGAGCGAAUCGUGCAAGAAUUCCUUGCCAAAGGAUCAAGAAGAUUCAAAAGGAAAAUUAGGCGUUAAGGAAAUCGCGGAGAAGGGUUGCAGUGUUAAAGAUAACAUUGCCAGAGAAAAAGCAGGAGAGACGCUCAAAGAGGACGAUAACGCAAAGAACCUGGAAAGGGAGAAAAAUUCUACCGAGAAGCACGUAGUCGCACACGAAACUGCAGAAUCGAACAAAGCAAAGCAGAACGCACGCAAUCAGACGGAAGAUAAAACAACCAAACUGAGAUUCGCGAAUCGCGUCGACGAGACGCAUUCAAUGAAAAUAAUGAGACACAAGGUGGAUCAAGUGAAGCGAGACUUGUUCAGCGACGACGAAAACGAUCACCGUGCGCAUUCGUCCGCGAGCGCGAGAAAUGAGAAAACUAAGAGAAUCGCCGAGACGAAAAUUGAAAAGCCGGAAUCUGUCGAAGUUCCAAGCGCAGUCGAGGACGUUGAUACUAACGCUCUCGAGAAUCCUAAAGAGGAGUUGUCGACUGUUCUCCAGUGUCUGCAAUUAGUACCGGCGCAGAAAAACGAACAAACGCAUAGUGAGGAGGACCAAACUGAGAAGCAGAAUCAGCAGGAGCAAACUGAACACGAAAUUGGAAAAGAAAUCGGUUAUGGGCUGCAACAGACGGCCAACAAUUACAAAGCCGAGUAUCAUUUUGUGUACGACGAUACGGUGCCGACGAGGAAGAGGCGGAGGAGAUAUAGCGGACACGAGCUACAGAUCGAAAUCAAUUAUGCCGAUCUGUCCGAUCCGAAUCCGACUGAGAGCAUAAAAGUGUUGAAAGCCACCGAAUACGAGGAAAUAUUUAAUCUGCCGCCGAAAUCGAGGAAACGGACGAUGAACAAGAAACCGUCUACCAAGAAUGAGAAAGGUUGCGAGACGCACAGAGCGGACACUGGCACGUUCACUUUAAAAGACACUGCAAAACCUUUGGCCACGUCGUCUCCAGUAAACGAGUCGCCGAAGGCUAAAAUGAAGAAGACCGUCGCAAAGACUACGACAAACAGAAGCGACGACGACGCGCAAGCUGACACCAAGCAAAAGCAAAAACUCGACAAGCAUCAGGAAAAAGAUGCCACUGUCAAGCAUCGAACGAGAAAAUUAUCAGAAACAAAAGAAAUAAAACCGAUUGAGAAAAAGUGCAGAACCGAUCCGCAAACAUUACUCAGCAAUGUUUUGGACAAAGUCGGUUUGGAUGAAUUCUUGGCUACUGUUCAUGGACCUGAAUAAGUACUCUCUGCAUUGUACAAAUGUAUAUUACACAACUCACUGUAUAGAUACCGAUCUUCAUGUAACAUAAUUCUUUCUCUCUUCGUUUUAUGAUUUUAUUAAUGUAUACAGCGAUUCGUAGCAUUAGUACUUUGUUAUUGCUUAUUUUGCUAGUCUAGAUAACUUAACAUUUUUAUACGCGCGCGCAUAUUUUUAUACUUUGAUUUUCGAAUUAUUCUAUGCGAUCGUACAUUAACUUUUUAGCAUAGUUAACUAAAUAUUUGCUUUUUUAUAAUGUUAAAUUGAAGUCUCGUGUGUGAGACGUGUAGGAUCAUGUGUAAGAUACUUCUUCCUCUUAAUUUAAAGAAAGAUUUCUCAAGUAAUAUUUUUAAAAGUUUGGAAGAGUGUAGAUAGAUAGAUACGCGUGAUGAAUGCGUGGAUCUACGUAAUUGUAGACAUAGUAUUAUAACAUUGACGAUUACAUGAUAAAUUUUGUAGUAGAUUGUAAGUCUAAUUGACAAUACCCAUUGAAUUUUGCCGUUAACGCGUACAUGUAAAUAUGAUAUUUUGUGGUAUACAUAAAACUGAAAGUGUACAAUAUAUAUAUACAUAUAUAUAUAUAUAACAUAAGAAUUAACAUGUAACGUCAACAUGUAAUUCAUAUUUGAAUAUUCCAGUAAUUCUCAAGUUUAUUUAUUAAUUAGUAAACGCAAGAUUUAUUACAAGUGUUUAACUUUACACACACAGCAUUAAUAAUGGAAUUCAACAAACUUAUAUAUCACUCAUUACCCAAUUGUACUCGUCAAAAGUGGAUAAUUGAAAAUUUAAUUUGCAAAGUUUUUGGGUACGUAAAUUAGAUGCAACGUUGCUGAAUUUUACGAAAUCCGAUGUACUUUUUUCUCCCAAAUCAAAAUAUUUUCUUUAUUCGUUAUACAAAUAAAUAAGUAUUGUUAUAUAAGUAUUGUUUCUGAAGGAACAUUCUCCUGAUAUUUUAAGUUACAGUUGUAAUCAGAUAUUGAAAAAAAAAAA
Molecule: messenger RNA, 7344 nt
Organism: Ooceraea biroi (clonal raider ant)
Lineage: Eukaryota; Metazoa; Arthropoda; Insecta; Hymenoptera; Formicidae
Product: serine-rich adhesin for platelets
Molecular function (GO): protein binding
Source: RefSeq, a predicted model, not a curated record